Molecule: messenger RNA, 5720 nt
Organism: Sphaeramia orbicularis (orbiculate cardinalfish)
Lineage: Eukaryota; Metazoa; Chordata; Actinopteri; Kurtiformes; Apogonidae
Gene: jph3a
Product: junctophilin 3a
Exons: 5
Coding region: 2311-4854 (847 amino acids)
Biological process (GO): regulation of synaptic plasticity
Cellular component (GO): junctional membrane complex; endoplasmic reticulum membrane; plasma membrane
Source: RefSeq, a predicted model, not a curated record
UCCUGUAAUGAGCAGGUUUUCCAGAGACGGCGAGGGGAGAGGAACAGGCCGAAAAACAAGAGGGGGGACAGAUGACUUGGUGGAUUUUCAGAGGAUGCGAAAGCAGUGAAAAUCCCCGACGGAGGGGCAUCGUUGCGCGUCCUGCUGCUUGGGCGUCAGGUGGAGUCGUUGCGCUGGGGGGUGUCCGCCGAGCAUCCCCGUCCUCCUGCCUCCUGAGGUGUGUUGGUGUGUCUGCUGGGGCUGUUUGCUGAUGUAAAUCCUCCUCUUUAAUGUGUCUCUGUGUGUUUUUUGCGGCAGCGGCGUUGGCGAUGCUCUGAGCUCUGCCCCGUGGGCCUCUGGGACCGACGGAAAAGCCUAGGCCUCGCUUUGCUGCUCCUCCUCAUCGUCUGGUGGAGGCAGAAGGAGGAGGCGACGGGCUGACGAGCCGAGCAGAGCCCCGGCUGCGAGGAGGAUCGGUGGCGGCAGGCGGAGGAGGAGGAAGGAGGAGCACUGCAUGCCCCAUGGGGAGAAGCCGACACCACCAAAGCCACCGCCGAGGCUUCGACUGCUUCUCUGUUGUCAGGUGAUGGUGUUCAGGUGGAGCCGGUGAAUCCAACGGCAGCAGCAGCAGCAGGAGGAGGAGGAGGAGGAGGAGGAGGAAGAAGAGUCGAGGCCCGGAACCUCCAGCCGAGGCCUCCUCCCUGUGUGACCGAAGCUUCAUCCACACUGAUACGUUUUAGAAAUGUCCAGACGAGCAAAGUUUCACAAAUAGCCUCCGUCCGACGGGCGACGCCACAAUGUUCCACGGACAGUGAAUGUAGCACGAGGAGAUGCAGAAUGUAGCUCCUCAACAUUUGCUAAAGACACAAAAAGGACAGGAUGAGUGGAAUCCACCGACACAACGAUGAAAACACAAUAAUUAAUGGUUCGCUAACUAUCGGUAUCAUCAGAACUGGGCUCUGAAGAAGAAAAACAACUGAAAAGAUAAAGUUUCAGACGUUUACAUCCACAUUUACUGGUUCAUUACGUCCUUAUUUCUUCCUUUGACUUCGAUGUUCAGUUUUUUUUCCAAGUUACAUCUGCCUCGGUCGACCUUUAACCUCCGAGUUGAAUUAACAGAUUGUCGUCAAGGGUUGUGUAGCAGAGAAGAUGUACGAUUCACAGUCCCAGGUUUUAAGAGCCGGCGGUGUUUUGUCCGUUUGGAUCGGUGGAGCCUGAAUGCAGUAAUCGGACCAAAAUGAUCAACGCUGUUUGGAAAAGGUUCCAUCACGGUCGUUGAACCUAAACCGAACUCCCAGGUGCAGUAGCUUAUCUCAGCAGCUUUGAUCCGACCAUUUUUCUUUCACCCCAGAAACCCCAACACAUCUGACCUCAGUAAAAAAGUCUAAAGAUCCUGAAAGACCAAAGUGGACGUAAUGUAUUAGUGUGGACUGGAACCUGAGUCUGAACCACCGUGACCUGGUUCAUCAUCAGGUUUGACUUGAUACCAACAACAGAAGCACCUGUAAGUCUGUCUUCACAUUUAAUGAUCCGCCUUCAAGGCUAAUGUCUGCUGCUCUUCCAAAAAGGAUCAUGUGAUCUGAGAGGGACCAAUUAGGGAAGGACUUUUCUCCAAUCAGGCAUUGAGUUCGUUUAUGGAGUUUACAACCUGGGAUUAUUUAAAGUGUGAGAAGAACUGAACUGAGCCCAUCCAGAGCAGGGUCCAGUCUCUGGUCCUGGUUGGAGACAUCAGGUUCUUGGACUGAACCUGGACCGGUUUGUUCUUCUACUGAUUCAUCUAGACCUGGUUCAUUUAUGUCCUCUGGAGGUUUGACACAAACAGCUGAUCCAUGUUGAAAGAACCAGGUUCAGGAUUUGUUUUGGUUCAGGAUUUGUUUUCUUCCAGGACGGAUGGGAAGGCCUGAAGACCGUCAGAAAGCACCUGCAUUUUAGGGACCAUUAAGGGUCGGCGUGGACAUGUGGAAUAAAGGCUGUUUUUUAAAAAUAAGAGGAAUUCAUAUGAACAUGGCCUGAACCUGAACCGGUUCCUCUUCUUCUUCUACGGAUUUUCUUGGACCGGUUUCAUGUCCAGGUUUGACUCAACAACAAAAACAGAAUCAGCUGUUCUUCAGUCUUCGUAUUGAAUUAAUGGUCGUCCAGCUGAUGUCUGGUUGGGGACUUUAGACCAGGUCCAUCCAAACCGCAUCACAUCCGGAGUUUACAAACUUGAAGAAUCUUGGUUUUAGGGUUUGGAUCCUAAACCUCCAGCGUGGACCAGAACCUGUACUUGAACCAUCGCGUUCUGCUCCUUCUUCUUGACGUUCUACGGAUUUGCCUGGACCUGUUUCAUGCAUGUCCACUGGAGGCAGGUUUGACUUUGAUGACGGGGGGUCGUACUGCGGGGGGUGGGAGCAGGGGAAGGCCCAUGGGCGGGGGGUGUGCACAGGGCCGCAGGGCCAGGGCGAAUACGCCGGUGCCUGGAGCCACGGCUUCGAGGUCCUGGGCGUCUACACGUGGCCCAGCGGGAACAGCUACCAGGGCACGUGGGCGCAGGGAAAGCGCCACGGCAUUGGCGUGGAGAGCAAAGGCCGCUGGGAGUACAGGGGGGAGUGGACGCAGGGGUUCAAAGGUCGCUACGGGCAGCUGGAGAGCACGGCCAGCGGUGCCCGCUACGAGGGGACGUGGAGCAACGGGCUGCAGGACGGAUACGGAACCGAAACCUACUCCGACGGAGGAACGUAUCAGGGCCAGUGGCUCAGUGGGAUGCGUCACGGUUACGGCGUGCGGCAGAGCGUUCCCUAUGGCAUGGCGGCCGUCAUCCUGUUCCCUCUGCGUACGUCCAUAAACUCCCUCCGGUCCGAGCACAGCCACGGCCCUCCGAUGGCAGAGGAUGGCUCCGCCCCCACACCCACAGACGGCGUGGCGGCAGGUUUGGCGGGAAGUCCCGUGGGCCGCGGCGGCUUCGCCCUGACAGCGCCCAGUGAGGCUGAGCGGCAGAGGAAACGCAAGGGACGCUUCCGUCAGUCCAUCCUGAGCGGGCUGAAGCUGCGGCGCUCGGAGUCUAAAAGUUCAUUGGCCAGUCAGCUGAGCAAACAGAGCUCGUUCUGCAGCGAAGCCGGGAUGAGCACCGUCAGCUCCGCCGCCUCCGACAUCCACUCCAACGCCAGUGAGAGCGAGCAGGGCGCCCCCGUCGACGCCACUGUCACCGAGAUGUAUGCCGGCGAGUGGAGGAGCGACCAGAGGGCGGGGUGGGGUGUGGGCCGGCGCUCCGAUGGCCUGCACUACGCCGGCGAGUGGGCGGGGAAUAAGAGGCACGGUUACGGAUGCACCACCUUCCCCGACGGAACCAAAGAAGAAGGAAAGUACAAACAGAACGUCCUGGUCAGUGGCAAACGAAAGAACCUGAUCCCUCUGAGAGCCAGCAAGAUCCGUGAGAAGGUGGACCGUGCCGUGGAGGCGGCGGAGAAGGCGGCGGACAUCGCCAAGCAGAAGGCGGAGAUCGCCAUGUCCAGGAUGAGUCACGCUCGUGGGAAGGCGGAAUCAGCUGAAGGUGUAGCUCAUAAAGCCAUGGAGGAGUGUCGUCUGGCUCGGAUCGCAGCCAAAGAACUGUCUCCAUCUUUUCACAUCUAUGGAAACGGUCUAGAAUGUCAACGGCCCAAACACCAGGAUGGGAAGGACAAAGACCACGAGGUGAUCUCCACGGGGACGGACAGUCCAGAGCUGUGCACGCCUGACACUACGCCCCCGGUCAUCUCGCCCGACCUCAGCCCGGUGCUCAGCGUCCCCGCCUCCCCGCCCCGCAGCCCACCCAAAAACACCCACCGGCCCCGAAAUGCCUGCUUCAUGAGGCAGAGCGCCCUGGACGAACAGGGAGGGGCUGAGAUCCAGGUGCUGGUGGAGGGGCGUGGCCUAGACCUGCCACGGGGCGGGACCAACACGUGGACCGACGACAUGUAUCCGGAUCGAGGGGGCGGAUGCAGCAGCCGCUCCACGACGCCAUCGCUGCUGGAGGAGACGGAGGGUCAGAUCAACGGCCACGAGCUGACCAAUCACAGAGCACGGGACAAACCGUUGGCCAAUCACAAGUCACGGGAACACGGCCCUGCCUAUCGAACAUGGGAGCACUCACUGUCCAACCAAAAGCCCUCCAAGCAUGUCUCGUCCAAUCACAAGUCGAGGGAGUACUCGUCGUCCAAUCACAAAACAUGGGAUCAUUCGUCGGCCAAUCACAACACCUCGUCCAAUUACAAGCCGCAGGUGCACAUUUUAUCCAAUCACAAGGACCACAACAUGUCCAAUCACAAGACUUCUGAGCAUGCUUUGUCCAAUCACAAGCCCCAAGAGUAUAUCAUGUCCAAUCACACCAUUAAGGACCACGCCCCUUCUGCGCUCUCUAACCAUGCCCACCCCAAGCUCCACCCCCCAUUACACAGCGACCAUCAACUGGACUGGACCACCGACGGCACCCUCCGGUGGAGCCCUGCCCACUCCCGCCUCCCGGAGCGGGACGAGGAGCGGACCAGCGACUACACGGUGGACAUGAGGCUCCAGAGUCCGGACUCGCAGCCGAGCCGGGUUCUGGAGUCUCCGGGUGCCACGGCGGCAGGGGGGCGGCUGCUGCGGUCCCGUGGUGGCGGCCUGCGGCCUGUCAGAGAGGGCUCGGUGGACUCGGUUCAGAUGCUGGACAACCUGAAUGUGGGGGCGGAGCUGGAGGAGUGGCCACUGCACAGAGAUCUGACCCUGUCCCCGCCCUUAAAGUCUCAGCCAAUCACACUGGAGCAGGACGGAGAGCAGCUCACCCUCAAAACAAACUCAGGCUCCAGCUCUUUUCUGGUGGUUAUGGUCAUUUUACUCAAUAUUGGAGUAGCCAUUCUGUUCAUUCACUUCUUUAUUUAAGCAUAUACAGGUAUGAUCUAUAGACUUAUUGAUAAUCUGAUAUAUUCUAUUCUGACCUGCUGAGACGGACUCUCUGAUUGGACCGGAGGCUGAGCGACGGACAGACGGACGGACGCUCUCUUCUCUCCUGUGUUGAAGCCCGUUUCAGUUUCAGACGCUUCUUUUUGAGCUUGCAACCGUAGAAAACAUGUCCGAGUGCAGCUUUAAGCGAGGGGUGGGGGGGGGCACCGGACACACAUGCAUGGGCGUCCGCCGCCGCUGAGCGCCCAAGGUUCAGGCCUGAUGAGAGCAUGACCCCGCGACCCCUCCGCGACCCCUCCGUGACCCCGGCGGUAACACUCGCACUAUGCGCUACAGAACUAUGCUGCAAGAGUAGAUCCAUUUUAAAGGGCUCCGUCAUUUCCUGUUUCGUUUGUCACGGCGAGCGCGGCGGCCAUUGCAUGAGGCGGCGCGUGGCAUUUUAAAAAGUGCAUUUUCUAUCCCUUUAACAUCACUGUUCUGUCCUCAUUUCAUCCCAUUUGGAAACACGCCCACUUCACUUCACUGUCACUUCACGUCCAAAACAAAAAAGCCCAGAAUCCAAUCGGAUCCAGACUGACCUGGACCUGGGAGUCGGGCGCCUUUGGGUUUUACUGCUGCACAUGCACACGUUCACACGGUGACGAGAUCCAGCCCUUUGUACAGGAGACUGUUCUGUUAUAACCACGGACUCUAAUAUACUCAAUGUGUAUGUGUCAUUAUUAUCCUACGUACGGAGACGCUGCUCGGAACCAGAACCCACAGAACCAGACGUCUGCGCAGGGAUGGCGAUUCACCGAAGAAACACAGAGGGGACUGCUAGGAAACAGGCAAAACAGUGAACAAAA